CAUUGCCCAUUGUGCUUUGGUAGUCACAACUGGAAAAAUAAUAAUAGCUCCUCUAAUCCUGAUGCAAUUGUUUGCAUCAAUGCUUGCUUUUCCCAGAAAUGUAGAAGAAGUCAACAGGAUGAUCCAGUAAACCCUACAGGUUCAGUUUUUCUGUCACAAGAAGACAUUGAUACUAUGGAAUGUGAGGUUGAAAGUUUGAGAAGGACAAAGGCAUCAAUGCAAAAGAGGAGUGGUCAGUCUUCUAAGAAGAGUUGUGGAGAUGAGGAUAGAUUUGAGCAGAGUACGAGGAUACCACCAUCAGCCCUCAAGAGUUGUAAUGAAUCCUUCACUGCAGCUGAUGAAAGAUGUCAGAAAGCAAGUACCCAAUUCUUUUCAGAUACUGGAGUUAUGGCCCUACUCUGUCGUCAUGAUUGUGUUAUUCACCUUGCCAACAUGACUUCAGCAGGGGAGAAGCAACAUUUGCACUUGCCCUUAUCAAAUCAUUAUUCAGUCACCUCCCUGAUGAUUUUCACAGUGGGCUGUUAUUGUUAA
Messenger RNA from Pisolithus orientalis, 531 nucleotides. RefSeq lists its product as uncharacterized. The annotation marks the transcript as partial. Lineage: Eukaryota; Fungi; Basidiomycota; Agaricomycetes; Boletales; Pisolithaceae. The record is from RefSeq and is a predicted model, not a curated record. The transcript is spliced from 3 exons.